UGAAGGGGUUGCAUUUAUGCUGACCACGGCUGGGAAUCGCCCUGCAAAAAAGGCAGCCACGGGGCUGAUGGGUCUCUCCUUAAGCCUGGCCAUAGCAGGUGUGAGCUGAGAAUGGGCAACUGCCACGAGGCAGCAGAGUGUGGAUGGUGUCAGCCCUUUGCUGUUGCCGUGGCUUGCUCUUCUGUGCUUUAGGCACUGUCCAGCAGCCUUUCCUGAUGGAUUCCCAGGAACGCUGUGGGUCUGGGGGGCCCCAGGCACUCACGCCCCAUCCAGAAGCCAGGCGUAGCCAUGUUGAAGAGGCUGGUUAGCCUACGAGACCCGAGUGACUCACCACCCACCAGAACUGUGCUGCACCUUACUUCCCUGGUGUCGGUUGUGCUCCUGCCCAGGUUCCUGAUCCAGAGAAGCUCUGGCGUCCCAUAUUACUGUGAGGAACUGCUGCGCUCCCUGCGUUGCAACAACAUGCUCUUGUUGCACACCGGGAGGCCGAAGGAAGGAGAGGACAGCUGGCAGAGCCUGAUGGCCAAGGCAUCACCCGCUGUCACAGCUGCCUCAAGCCCGGGUACCGGGAGUGACGGAGAAAGGAUGUGUGCCAUCAGACCAGACGUGAGCCUGGAGACCUCCAUGCUGCCGUUUGCCUUGAAAGAGAUUGCGCUGGCUGAGCUGGACCGGAUGGAUCUACAGAAGCAGAUGGUUCUGAAGUUUGCAGCCAUCAUAGGGCCGGUGUUUACAACCCAGCAGCUGGUUCACAUCCUUCCCAUCUCUGUAAAUCAGUGGAUUAAUCCACUGCUGGACAUGCUGGUGAAGGACAACAUCCUGAAGCGGCUGAAGAACACAGAGGAGCUGGAAGAUGUGCAAGGUGCUCCAGAGGGGCCGGCCACCUCCGGGCAGGCAGGAAGCGCGGUGGAGAGGCCCUCCGUGAACAUGGGGUCCAGAAAACAACAGUCUGACGUCCUGGCCUUCUGCGCCCCACUGCUGUGGGAGGCGACGUACGAGCUGUGGCCCACGAGGGAGAGGGUGAACAUUCACCGCCAGUGUGCCGCCUUCCUGGAGAAGCAUGCGCACAAAUGCCAGAGGUGCCACGGAGGGGACUUUGUGGCCUUCCACCGCUUCGGCGUCUCCAGCCCCCAGAAGCAGGGGAGCUGCCAGGGCUCUGCUGAUGAGGAUGACUGCUGCAGCUGGGAGGCCUUAGUAGUUGCUGGAGAACACCUGAGGAGGGCCAGGACCCACCCUGCAGAGGGCGAGAUUCUGGCAGAGGGCGAGCAGACAACUCUGCGGGCCGAGGACGGUGGCGAGUGCUCCUGCCAGUGCGAAGCCAUCGCCGAAGCAGUGCUUGUGCCCCUGGCUCGCCACUACAGGGCAAUGGGCAGCACUUCCCAAGCCCUCCAUUAUGUGCUGGAGUGUGCGGCUGCCUACCUGCACGUCUCCAACAGCUACAUGGCCCUCAUGAAGCUGAGCGAAGCAGAGGCUCUGAGGAGCUCCGUCAAAAAGGAAAGAAAUGCCAUCGACCGCUUUGAGGAGGCCAUCUUCUUCAGCCUCAAAGGAGAGGUCUGCAGUAACGUGGGAUGUGUGAAGCUGGCCAAGGAAAUGAGCAGGCAGGCGCUGAGACUGCUGGAAAAGCGGUUCCCGCGAACCCGUGCCGGGGCCUUUGUCAAGUCUCUGUGGGAAGGGUUGAAGCGUGCUCCUCAGGCCACAGGCAGAGCGUCCUUCCUUCCCCAGGAGGCUCGGAGGAAGAAGCAAGCCUGGCUGGUUCAGCGGAGCAGAUGCCUCUCCUUGCUCGAGGACCUCUACAGCCAGGAGGGCACAUCUGGCGGACAGAGGUUCUCCCGCCUGGCAGCACUCAUGAAGGCCAACACGGACAGCAAGAUGCACUCCUAUCAGGCAGCAGACUCACACAUUGGACAAGCCUUGAAUUAAGGAAAAUAGGCUUAGACAACGAGUGCAGACAGCGGGUGUCCUGUUUCUCCAAGUGACACCGUUCAGGUACCCUACGUCUGGAAUGCAGACAGCAGGCUAGGACAGUAAACCACAAAUUAACAAAGAAGCAACGGAUUGGUGGACGGAGCUGUAGCCGAUGAGAGGACCGGCCAAAGCCAGGUGAAAGAAUACAGUGAGGAAGACCAUGGCCUUCAUCAGAAAGACCACCAGACAACCAGCAAGAGAUACCACGCAUGCGUAAAAGAACUGAGA
Molecule: messenger RNA, 2190 nt
Organism: Gallus gallus (chicken)
Lineage: Eukaryota; Metazoa; Chordata; Aves; Galliformes; Phasianidae
Product: adenylate cyclase type 10-like
Exons: 8
Coding region: 289-1917 (542 amino acids)
Cellular component (GO): cytoplasm
Molecular function (GO): adenylate cyclase activity
Source: RefSeq, a predicted model, not a curated record